AAGUUGAAGAGGAGGAGUAAGACCUCUUGCAGAGAAGGUCAUGUGAUUCUUGUUAAUAUGGGGUUAACCGGUUUCACUGCACUGCUGCUGAUUAUGAAGAGAGCAGGCUAAGACACUGACAUCCUGUGUAACACAGCAUGUUCGUGUAAUACACAAAAUAACUCGCUUCUCUCCACCAUGGCAUCUCUGCUGGCAGGUGCUUCCAAUAUGGGGAGCUUCUUUUGUCUUGUCCGACGUCGCUAUAAAAGAAGACGCAAGAAACGUUCUGAAAGAAGAGGCAUUGUCGUUACAAAUAUGGCAGAAGAACGAAUCCGUCUUCGUCAAUCGAGAAGUAUGCAAAAAUAUUUCACAAUGGAUGUGGAUGAUGAAGAGAAUAUGAGUUCGAGCAGCACCGAUGUUAAAGAAAACCGUAACAUGGAAGGAGUAUCCCCAAAGGAUGGCAAUGGCCAAGCUACCAGGGAGGGGACUCAGCUUUCCAAUGGGGGUGAGGGAAGCAAAAGUAGAAAAAGACCAUUGGAAGAAGGCAAUAAUGGCCAUUCCAAAUUCCGCCCUAAGAAGAGGAAGAAAACACCAGGGCCUGUCCUGCCAAAGAAUGCUCUUAUGCAGCUUAAUGAAAUUAAGCCUGGCUUACAGUAUAAACUUCUCUCUCAAACUGGACCAGUACAUGCACCAGUAUUUAUUAUGACUGUGGAAGUCAAUGGUCAAGCUUUUGAAGGUUCUGGACCAACAAAGAAGAAAGCCAAACUUCACGCUGCAGAAAAGGCCUUGAGGUCGUUUGUCCAGUUUCCAAAUGCAUCAGAAGCUCACCUAGCAAUGGGUAGAACCCUCUCUGUAAACACAGAUUUUACCUCCGACCAAGCAGACUUUCCAGAAACUCUUUUUAAUGGUUUUGAGAAGCAAGAACAGUCUGAAAAUGCAUUUUUUCUUGGAUCCAAUGGUAAUGAAUCGUUUAAUUCUGUUAGUGACUACAGCAUGUCUCUGUCAGGAUCAAGUAACCUAAUACAGUCUCCACUUCCAACGCCUUCUCUGUUCCCACCAACAAGUGGGAAGAACCCUGUAAUGAUUUUAAAUGAGCUGCGCCCCGGCCUAAAAUAUGAUUUUGUCUCAGAGAGUGGAGAAAGCCACGCCAAGAACUUUGUAAUGUCAGUAACUGUGGACAAUCAGACUUUUGAAGGAUCUGGAAGGAAUAAGAAGCUUGCGAAGGCAAGAGCAGCUCAGUCGGCUCUUGCCUCUCUCUUCAACAUGUAUUUGGAUCAGACCCCCUCCCGACAACCUAUUCCUAGUGAAGGACUACAAUUACAUUUACCACAGGUUCUAGCUGAUGCUGUAGCCCGUUUGGUUGUAGAUAAAUUCAGUGAAUUGACAGACAACUUCACAUCACCUCAUGCAAGGAGAAAAGUUCUUGCAGGAAUUGUCAUGACAACAGGGACGGACGUGAAAGAUGCCCAGGUUGUUUGUGUUUCUACUGGUACGAAAUGCAUCAAUGGAGAAUAUAUGAGUGACCGUGGUCUUGCUCUGAAUGACUGCCAUGCAGAAAUUGUUGCCCGGAGGUCCCUGCUUAGGUUUCUCUACAGUCAACUUGAAUUAUUUUUAAGCACUAAAGAAGAUCAGCAAAAGUCAAUAUUCAUGAAGUCAGAGAGGGGUGGAUUCAAAUUAAAAGAGAAUGUGCAGUUCCAUCUGUACAUUAGUACAUCACCAUGCGGAGAUGCUCGAAUUUUCUCACCACAUGAAGCUGCACAGGAAGACCAGGGGGAUCGACACCCAAACCGCAAGGCAAGAGGGCAGCUUCGGACCAAGAUUGAGUCUGGAGAAGGAACUAUCCCAGUCCGUUCAAGUGUCACUAUUCAGACAUGGGAUGGUGUUUUGCAAGGGGAAAGGUUGCUUACAAUGUCUUGCAGUGACAAGAUUGCCAGGUGGAACAUUGUAGGCAUUCAAGGAUCUCUCUUUAGUCUGUUUAUCGAACCAGUUUACUUCUCAAGUAUUAUCUUGGGCAGCCUGUACCAUGGUGACCACCUCUCGAGAGCAGUCUACCAGAGAAUUGCAGAUAUAGAAGACCUUCCACCUCUGUAUUCCCUUAAUAAGCCUCUUCUAAGUGGAAUAAGUAAUGCAGAAGCACGCCAGCCUGGUAAGGCUCCAAGUUUCAGUGUCAAUUGGACGAUGGGAGACUUAGGCCUUGAAGUUAUUAAUGCCACUACUGGGAAAGAUGAAAUGGGUCGUGCCUCGCGUCUUUGCAAGCAUGCAUUGUACAGCAGAUGGAUGCGUAUUUAUGCAAAGCUUUCUUCCAGCCUAAGGUUCAAAAUUGGGAAACCUAACUCAUACCAUGACACCAAGCAGUCAGCCACAGAAUAUCAAACAGCAAAGGAGUGCAUCUUCAAAGCAUUUCAGAAGGCAGGCCUUGGAGCAUGGGUACAAAAGCCUAUAGAACAGGACCAGUUUUCUCUCACUAUUUAACCCACGUGACAUAAUAUUUUACACUAAGUGUUCAAUGGCAGGUGGAUAUGGACACUGGGCAAAAACCUGGGUUACAUAUUCCUCAUUAUGUGCCAAUCAUCCUCCACUGCCUUUUUGCACCAUAACCCUGCUAAUGAGUAUGUUUUAGAUUAUUGUUGGCCAAGCAACAUUAUUUUCUUGGAUCUGGAAUUUUGCAAUUUUAAUGACCAAAGGCACUAUGUGCCGACCUGCAUCUAUACUGACGUGAAAAUGAAUCAAUCACCACUGUAAAUUGUAGAUAAAUUAUAUUGACACAAACUAUCUGUAAGCCAACAUCUGAGUUGAAGCAGGAAUGCAAUCCAUUUUUCAUUUUAAUUGUGUUGAAGACAUGGAAAGUAUAUAUUUACUAUUGGUUUUACACUGUAUUUUUUGAAGUGCAAGUAUUUGAGCUGACAUUUUUUUUUACUCUUUGUUUGUGAAACCUACAUUUGACACUAACAUAGCCAGCAAAACCUCUGUUUUAUUGGUGCAUUGUUGUUUUCUGCCCUGCCCUAAGGAGCUUUUUUUUAUUGUGUUUUCUGUUUUCCUUGGGUGUCUGUAGGAUUCCCCUACGGGGCAAAUGUUUCAAACCAGCUGCUAAGCAAUUGUCUUCAUUGUCUAUUUAUUAAUGAAUGGAUAUGUUUUUAAUAUACAGCUUUUAUUCUGUAUUUACCUUUCCUUUAUACAAAUAGUGCAUUCAUAUUUUUAUCAUGAUAAACUGGAGGAAAAUGCAUUUGUAUGCUCCGUUAUCUCUAGAAUUAGAAACUAAUCGUAGCUUGCAAACUGAAAGUACAAAUAUAUGUAUAGUGGGCUUUAUGGAUAUUAUUUUGGGAGGGGAAAAAUCUCCCUUAUGUAUUUGCUUAAGAUGUGCGGGUUUGAUAUUUAAAUAUAACAUGCAAGAAAUGAAAAUGUGAUUUGUGAUUGUAGGGAAAGAGGUUAGCAUUCUCUGUGAUAACCUCUCAAGAGGUAAUGUCCUUACAGCGGAAUAUUCUUUUAACAAAUUGUAUAUUCUGUAAAAAGCAUUAAUGUUAAAAUGAAAUGUCGCACUAAUUAGCAUGGCCUUGAAAUAAGAAAAUAAAAAAAAUCUGUAAGCCUGUCAGAACAGCCUAAGGCUUGUUGAUAUAAAUGACUAAUA
This is a messenger RNA of Spea bombifrons (plains spadefoot toad), 3604 nucleotides long. RefSeq names its product adenosine deaminase RNA specific B1 (gene ADARB1). The transcript has 11 exons. Bases 178 to 2451 code for a protein of 757 amino acids. NCBI's taxonomy places the organism in Eukaryota, Metazoa, Chordata, Amphibia, Anura, Pelobatidae. The record is from RefSeq and is a predicted model, not a curated record. Gene Ontology annotation, biological process: RNA processing; adenosine to inosine editing. Gene Ontology annotation, molecular function: double-stranded RNA adenosine deaminase activity; tRNA-specific adenosine deaminase activity; double-stranded RNA binding. Gene Ontology annotation, cellular component: nucleolus; cytoplasm.